GUCUUUUUCUUUCUUCUUGUACAGGAAGGGACACAUGGAGCUGCUGUGCAGACACUAAGAACAAGGAUAGAAAGCAUUCUCGGUUCUUUCUUCUAGCCCUAAAAUUUAUAAUUUUUUCCCGAGAAUUUGGUUUUCGAAAAUGGCGCUGUCGGAGGAGGAAUGCUCUUCCGCCAAAUCCCGAUCGUCAUCUUCCGCGGCAUCUUCCAGCAGCAAUCACUACCUCGCCAAGUGCGUCCUUAGAGGAAGCAUCGUUCUUCAGGUCGUCUAUGGUCGAAUCCGCUCUCCUACCUCCCUCGACGUCGUUUUCGGCAAGGAGACUUCUAUAGAACUGGUUGUAAUAGGCGAAGAUGGGAUAGUGCAAUCUGUGAGCGAGCAACCUGUGUUUGGCACCAUUAAAGACCUUGCCGUUCUACCCUGGAAAGACAAGUUUUCGCCGCAAAAUCCACAGAUGCUAGGUAAAGAUUUUUUGCUAGUUCUUUCUGACUCUGGGAAGCUCUCGGUUCUAUCUUUUUGUAAUGAAAUGCACAGAUUUUUCCCAGUGACGCAAGUUCACCUUUCAAAUCCUGGAAACUUAAGGGAUCAACUUGGAAGGUUGCUUGCUGUUGAUUCCAGUGGAUCUUUCUUUGCUGCAAGUGCCUAUGAAGAUCAAUUGGCUAUGUUCUCUGUUUCAGUAUCUGCAGGCUGUGAUAUCAUUGAUAAGAAAAUAAUUUAUCCACCUGAAAAUGGAGGAGAUGUAAGCACAGCUAGAAGCAUUCAAAAGAACAAUAUAAGUGGUACCAUAUGGGGAAUGUGCUUUAUUUCAAAAGAUCCUUAUCAGCCAAGUAAGGGGCAUAAUCCUGUACUUGCCAUUCUUUUGAAUAGGAGAAGAGCACUCCAUAACCAUAAUGAACUUCUGUUAUUGGAAUGGAACAUUAGAGAUGAUGAUGUUUCUGUGUUAUCACAAUAUGUCGAAGAUGAUCUUUUGGCAUAUGACAUUGUUGAAGUUCCUCAUUCCUAUGGAUAUGCCAUCAUGUUCAGGGUGGGUGAUGCUCUCUUAAUGGAUCUUAGAGAUGCUCAUACACCCUGUUGUGUCUAUCGAACAAACUUAAAUUUUUUACCCCAUGCACUUGAGGAGCAGAAUUUUGCUGAAGAGUCAAGCAGGGCACAACAUGAUGUUGACGAUGAAGGUAUAUUUAAUGAUGCUGCCUCUGCUUUGCUAAAGCUCCGGGAUGAUCCUAUGUGCAUAGAUAGUGACACUGACAAUAGCAAUGUAAAAAUUAGCUACAAUAGCAAUGUGAAGAUUAGCUACAAACAUGCAUGUUCGUGGAGUUGGGAACCAGGAAAUACUAAAAAUCCGAGAAUGAUUUUUUGUCUAGAUACUGGAGAAUUUUUUUUUAUUCAACUUGGCUUUGAUUUAGGUGGUCUUAGGGUUACUCAAUCUGACUGUCUUUACAAAGGAUUACAAUCAAAUGCGCUUUUAUGGGUUGAAGGUGGUUUUCUUGCUGCUCUUGUUGAGAUGGGGGAUGGGAUGGUUCUGAAAUUGGAAGAUGAAAAGCUGAUUUACAGCAGUCCUAUUCAAAACAUUGCUCCAGUACUGGAUAUGUCAAUUGUAGAUUACCAUGAUGAGAAACAUGAUCAAAUUUUUUCCUGCUGUGGGGUGGUGCCAGAGGGUUCAUUAAGGAUUAUUCAAAGUGGCAUUAGUGUAGAAAAGCUACUUAGGACAGCUCCUAUAUAUCAAGGCAUAACCGGUACCUGGACAGUUCGAAUGAAAGUUACUGAUUUGUAUCAUUCUUUUCUUGUUCUGUCAUUUGUUGAAGAGACCAGGGUAUUAUCAGUUGGUUUAAGCUUUACUGAUGUGACUGAUUCAGUUGGUUUCCAACCAGAUGUUUGUACUUUGGCAUGCGGCCUUUUGAAUGAUGGAUUGCUGAUCCAGAUUCAUCAGCAUGCAGUAAGACUUUGUUUGCCCACCAAAGUUGCUCACUGUGAAGGAGUUUCUUUCCCUUCUCCAGUUUGUAAGUCAUGGUUCCCUGAAAAUAUGAAUAUCAAUUUGGGGGCUGUUGGAGAAAAUUUAAUAGUCGUCUCUACUUCCAACCCUUGUCUUCUAUUCAUUCUUGGGUUCAGAAUGACAUCAGAAUAUAACUAUGAAAUAUAUGAAAUGCAACAUCUGAGACUGCAAUAUGAGUUAUCAUGCAUUUCCAUUCCUCAAAAAUGUUUUGAGUGCAAAAGCACAAAUCAUCCUAUGGACGUUGGAGAUGAGAGUUGUGUGGCUUCCCUUUCAUCUAAAGUUGACAUUAGUAAAUCUUUUGUUGUUGGCACACAUAAGCCUUCGGUAGAAGUUUUGUUUUUUGAUCCGGAUGACGGCCUAAGACAUCUUGCAAUUGGAACAAUUGCACUUACAAAUAUUACCGGAACUACUGUCAGUGGUUGUGUUCCUCAAGAUGUAAGGCUUGUAUAUGUUGAUCGGUUUUAUGUCCUUUCUGGACUGAGAAAUGGGAUGCUGCUUCGAUUUGAGUGGCCCACUUCCUCUACAAUUCCAUCAUCUGUAUCACCCAACUCUUCUUUUUCAGUGAAUAUAGAUUCUGAUUUUUCUAGCAUGUCAGCAUCAAAUAGUUUUGGUUUGCAACACAACUAUGUUGAAUUAUCUGAGAAGAGAGUGAGUGGGGUUCCGAUUGAUCUUCAGUUGAUUGCCGUUCGUCGCAUUGGCAUUACCCCUGUUUUCCUAAUUCCCUUGAGUGACUCGCUUAAUGCUGAUAUAAUUUCUCUGAGUGACAGACCUUGGUUGUUGCAUGCUGCAAGGCAUAGUCUCUCGUAUACAUCUAUUUCAUUUCAAUCUUCAACACAUGUAACUCCUGUAUGUUCUGUUGAUUGCCCUAAGGGUCUUUUGUUUGUAGCAGAGAACAGUCUACAUUUGGUGGAGAUGAUUCAUAGUAAGAGGCUUAAUGUGCAGAAAUUCAAUCUUGGAGGCACUCCACGGAAGGUCCUAUAUCAUAGUGAAAGCAGGUUAUUGCUUGUGAUGAGGACUGAUUUAACAACUGAUUCAUGUUCAUCUGAUAUAUGUUGUGUGGAUCCUAUUAGUGGGACAAUAAUCUCAUCUUUUAAACUUGAGCAUGGAGAAACAGGGAAAUCCAUGCAGUUAGUAAGGGCCGGGAAUGAACAGGUCCUUGUUAUCGGAACUAGUCUAUCUUCAGGUCCAGCCAUAAUGCCCAGUGGUGAGGCUGAAAGUACGAAGGGCCGUCUUAUUGUUCUGUGUCUUGAACAUGCACAAAACUCAGAUAGUGGUUCAAUGACAUUCUGUUCAAAGGCAGGGUCAUCUUCUCAAAGGGCUUCACCAUUUCGUGAAGUUGUUGCAUAUACUACAGAACAGCUAUCUAGCAGUAGCCUGUGCAGUAGCCCAGAUGAUAACAGUUGUGAUGGAAUUAAACUUGAGGAUACUGAAGCAUGGCAGUUACGGUUGUCAUAUUCAGUUGCGUGGCCUGGAAUGGCACUUGCAAUCUGUCCUUAUCUUGAGCGUUAUUUUUUGGCAUCUGCUGGUAAUAUUUUUUAUGUAUGUGGGUUUUCAAAUGACAAUACCCGAGUGAAAAAAUAUGCGAUGGGGAGGACAAGGUUUAUGAUUACAUCUCUGACCGCACACUUCACAAGAAUUGCCGUUGGUGAUUGUCGCGAUGGAGUCCUCUUUUUUUCUUAUCAAGAAGAUACCAAAAAACUGGAGCAAAUUUACUGUGAUCCAUCCCAAAGACUAGUUGCUGAUUGUAUUCUCAUGGAUGUUGAUACUGCUGUUGUGUCAGAUCGUAAGGGCAGCAUUGCUGUGCUUUCAUGCACAGAUCACGUAGAAGAUAAUGCUAGUCCGGAGUGCAACUUAACAGUAAGCUGUGCCUAUUAUAUGGGUGAGAUAGCUAUGAGCAUCAAGAAGGGAUCUUUUUCAUACAGACUUCCAGCAGAUGAUGUGUUGAACAGCGGUGAUUUGAAGAUUGACUCUACACAUAACACUAUUAUUGCCAGCACCCUGUUAGGAAGUAUGAUAACUUUCAUUCCUCUGUCAAGAGAAGAAUACGAACUCUUGGAAGCCGUCCAAGCUAGAUUAGUGAUUCAUCCAUUAACUGCUCCUAUUCUUGGAAAUGAUCAUAAUGAGUUUCGAAGACGUGAAAACCCGACUGGAGUACCGAAUAUACUUGAUGGUGAUAUGCUUACUCAAUUCUUGGAACUUACAAGUAUGCAACAAGAAGCUGUAUUAUUGUUUCCUCUUGGCUCAAGAGAUGCUGUAAGCUCAAGCAUGAAAUCAUCGUCAUCACCUUUACCUGUCAAUCAGGUUGUACAACUUCUGGAGAGAGUUCAUUAUGCUCUAAACUAGGUACAUGUCUACAGUCUCCAACUUGUUCGGGAGCUAUUGAAAAUGGCUUCAAAGUGUCCGGAUGCAGAGGCAUAUUUUUGACACAUUAGCCUUGAUGGUCAGACCACUUGUCAUCCAAUUUUCCCAGCACUGAUUUACUGACUAACAAAGCAAAAAUCCUUAUGUCAUCACUUCACACGGAUCUUGUUACCAGAGUAUUACUGUGAACGGAAUGGAGGUACUGAUGGUGCAGAUAAAAGUGUACUCAUAACUUACUUUCUUGGUUCUUAUCUAAAGCGGAGCAACAAUUGAGUUGCCUGAGGAACAAAGCGUGAGAGGUUAAGGUUUUGCCAUUUCUUUCCAUGUAAUUAAUUCCUGCUUUGGACUUGUGUUGCUUAGCCUUACUAUUUAUUGUUGGGGAGGAAAGUUGAAAAUCAUUAUUCUAUAGAAUAGUUGGAUUCAACAAUGUUUGUAUUUGUUUUUUUUUUCUUUUUGUUCGGCUGCAAAUAAAGGGUGUAUGUACCAUUAUUUGCUUUGUA
Humulus lupulus (European hop) is the source of this 4845-nucleotide messenger RNA. RefSeq lists its product as uncharacterized. The record is from RefSeq and is a predicted model, not a curated record. Gene Ontology annotation, molecular function: U2 snRNA binding; protein binding. NCBI's taxonomy places the organism in Eukaryota, Viridiplantae, Streptophyta, Magnoliopsida, Rosales, Cannabaceae. The transcript has 15 exons. Gene Ontology annotation, biological process: mRNA splicing, via spliceosome. Gene Ontology annotation, cellular component: U2 snRNP; nucleus. Bases 140 to 4327 code for a protein of 1395 amino acids.